AUGCACUUGGUAAAACCCAUUAAUAGCAAAUACUCCGAUACUCGGCUGGGGUUCCCAGUGUGGGGGUUUCCAGCUGCAGUCCUUGCGAUUUUUGCUAGCAUUUACUUUUUACCAUCUCCCAUUGAUCCAGAACCGUUCAUUUUUGAAAAGCCACCUCCUGCCUUAGUUGGAUCACUGCAAGUGAAUAAAAAGCUUCAGAGUGGACAAAGAAUCUUCACGGGCCAACUGAAAGGUCCUGAGUCUUUUACUGUUGAUGAUGAAGGUAAUAUCUACACUGGUACUGUGGAUGGGAAACUAUGGAUGAUCAGUGGUGGCCAGCUGCAUUUCAUUACUCAAAUGGGGCAGGAUAUGCCUGAAUGUGGAACUCCAGACUAUGAACCAAUAUGUGGCCGGCCCCAUGGAGUCCGAAUGGAUCAGGAUGGUAAUGUGAUUGUGGUGGAUUCAUACUUAGGCCUGUACAAAGUCAAUCCAAGGACAGGAGAGAAAACCCUCCUGCUGUCGAGUGAAAAAGGUGUGGAUGGGCUGCCUUUCAAAUUCCUAAAUGGCUUAGAAAUAUCAAAGAAAAAUUUGAUUUAUUUUACGGAUUCAAGUAGCAAGUGGGAAAGACGACAUCACAAAUAUGAGGUAAUUGAAACAAACCAUCUUGGUCGCCUCUUGGCCUAUGACCCUGUAACAAGAACAGCAAGAACGGUGCUCAGUGGCUUGUACAUGGCAAAUGGGAUUGCACUGUCUCCCUACGAAGAUUACAUACUAAUAGCAGAAACCAGCAUAUGUAGAAUCAUACGCUAUUGGGUGAGCGGAGCUAAUGCAGGAAAAAAAGAAGUUUUUGUGGACAACCUGCCUGGGUAUCCAGACAACAUCAGAUUAUCACACACAGGCUUAUACAGAGUUGGAAUAUCUACUACUCGCUUUCCUAGUUUCUUUUCUCCUUUUCUGGAUGCUUUAGGACCGUAUCCAUUCCUGAAGAGAUUUAUUGCAAAGGUGACUCCUUUAUCAUUCUACAGCAUUUUUCUUCACAAACAUGGCUUGUUCUUAGAAAUUAACGACAAAGGAGACAUUGUGGCAAGCUUCCAUGACCCUGAUGGUAGUGUCACUUGGGCUGUCAGUGAUGUCUUUGAGCAUGAUGGGAAGGUGUAUCUAGGUAAUACAGAGUUGCCUUUUCUUGUGGUGCUACAGUAAACAUUACAGUUUUCAUAAGCUGGAGCAUCAAAAGAAAGAUAGUAACAUUGUUUCAAGCAGCCACUAAAUAUUUUUCUCUACUUAAUGGAAGACUGCUACAUCACUGAAAGAGAAAUGAAACUGAUACCACAUGGUUAAGCAGAAAUGAAAAUACAAUGCAGAAAUACUUGCUUUAGAAGCUUGUGAAAGCCUCAGGCUUAAAAAUAGGUUAACGGUACCAAUUCAUCUAGCUCUGUAGUUCAGAAAAUAGUUAUGUAUAUAUUUUUAAACAGUUGCACAGAAUCGUCUGAGGAAUUCAACUCUGUAACAGGGAUUGAGGUAAAAAGCACAUAUUGUACUGUUGCUCACAGUUCCCAUUUUGGAAAAAGCCUUAUGUAGGAUUUUAUUCUUCCUCUUUCCCAGAGGCAGAACAUACUGCUUUUAAUGAUGAACAGCAGUUUCUCCCUUGUCUCUUUUGUUAAAGUUUUCCAUCAUUCAACUAUAUCAGUUUCCAAGGAAAUAUCAGCAAGUACAGCUUGCAUUUAAAUUUGUUCUCUUGCCUUAGUGUUUCUUCCAGGUGCAAAUUAGUCACAUGCUGUCUUGCUGGAUGCUGUACAUAAGGUCCCCUGUGACCAUACAAAAGUUCACUAGUGGGCUGUGUCCGGUAGCAGGGCAGUAAGUAGAGAACAAGCUUAGAAAUUAGGAAUUCAGUCUUUAGAAGUGUGACACUGCUUGAUCCUGGGGAAAGGUUUAACUGAAGUUCAGUAACAGAAAGAUAGGCAGUUUGAUAGGCAGUUUAUUUUUUCUUUCCCCAAAAGUGCAGCAGUGAACAGGGUCCUCUGGAAGGGCACUUUCUAAACAAACAUUUCAAACAGCAGGAGUUAAGUAUGCUCACAACAUGCUAUAGCAAAGUAUGCUCACAUACAGAGAGAGAAUAAUACAAAUAAAAUUAAUUUUAACUGAAUCACAAUAAGUGACAGCUGUUUCAUUAUGAUGAAAUAAUUGUAUUUAGCUUGUAGAAUCAGUCUUAAAUUUGAUCUGAUUGAAAAGGUAUUAUACCUGCUUUGGGUGUGUGUUUGUAUGUAUGUGUUGCAUGCUUUAUUCCUCAAAAUGAAGCAGCCCAAUUUACUGGGCCUGUGCUGGGUAAGCAUGUACCAGCUGUAUUCACUUACACUGAAGGGAUGAUACUGAGUGUUUUUUGGUUUAGGAUAAUGUAAUAAAGUUAUUAACUGUAUUUCUCCCUGUCUAAUAUCUAUCUACUUUACAGA
Molecule: messenger RNA, 2426 nt
Organism: Haliaeetus leucocephalus (bald eagle)
Lineage: Eukaryota; Metazoa; Chordata; Aves; Accipitriformes; Accipitridae
Product: adipocyte plasma membrane-associated protein-like
Exons: 9
Coding region: 1-1179 (392 amino acids)
Biological process (GO): biosynthetic process
Molecular function (GO): strictosidine synthase activity
Source: RefSeq, a predicted model, not a curated record